Jaminaea rosea is the source of this 2476-nucleotide messenger RNA. RefSeq lists its product as hypothetical. The record is from RefSeq and is a predicted model, not a curated record. NCBI's taxonomy places the organism in Eukaryota, Fungi, Basidiomycota, Exobasidiomycetes, Microstromatales. The transcript is spliced from 2 exons. The coding region runs from base 214 to 2268 and encodes 684 amino acids.
UCAAGUGAAGGGACCCCUGUCUUUGCCGUCGCGCCGUACGAGGCCAGCGAGAGCAUCGUCUUCGAAAUGAGUUCGCUCGGACCGCCUGACCCCUCGCCAUCGAGACCCCUCUUUCCACGAUGGCGGCCUUGACAUCCAGCGCUGAAUCCUUAGGACGCUCAUGUCCUCUUCAUUCCUCACCCUUCCAUCCACUGAUACCUCACUCCAAUCAGCAUGGCCAAAGACUCUGACGCUCUCUCCUCGACCUCUGACCCUAGCAAGAAUGGCGGCCUGGCAGGCAAGAUGCGCCGCAAACUCAGCGUCAAGAGCAUGAAGACUAAGGGGGACAGCGGCGCAUCUGGUGACGAGUCCGAGACGUCGGCCCAGCGAUCUGGCAUUCUUCAGCGCCGCCGUAGCAAGGCAUCGCUGGGUAAAAGCAAGCAGCGCAACGGCGAUGGCAAUGAUAGCGACUAUAGCGCUGCAGGUACGCCAGCUCCUCCAACGCCCGUGACUCCAGCGUAUCCGACGCCCAAGAAGGCUGCGCCCUCCAAUGGGAACGGAGCUCCUGCAACGAUGCCUGUUCAGCAGCUCGAGAUGGGCCCUAAGGUGCUCGUCUUCUCUCCUGACCAACAGAUGGACGUAAUCCAACAGCAAGUCAAUGACGUGUACAAGGCGCAAGUGGACAAUCAGUUCGGCGCAGAUCGUUGGGCGCUCCUCUUCCUCCCCGGCCGCUACAAGCUCGACGUUAAAGUCGGCUACUACACCACCGUACACGGCCUUGGCGACUCGCCUCAGGACACUGUCUUCGACGGUGCGGUUCGCGCCAAGGCAGACUGGAUGGACGGCAAUAACGCUACUAUCAACUUCUGGCGCGGCAUCGAGAAUCUCACCGUCAUCCCUUCCAUUGCCGAAGAUGAAAAGAAGCUCGUCUGGGCCACCUCUCAGGCCACCUGGGUGCGCCGUGUCCACGUCAUGGGUGACAUGGUACUCUCGGACCACGGCGGCUGGUCGAGCGGCGGUUUCAUCGCCGACUCGCUCGUCGACGGCGUCAUUGACAAUGGCACUCAACAGCAGUACUUUCUGCGCAAUUCGGGCAUGAAGAACUACACCGGCGGAGCAUAUGCACAGGUGUUCGUUGGCUGUCGUGGUGCGCCCGAGGAGAAUUGGCCGAGCAAGCCCUACUCGACGGUCAAGAAGACGCCAGCCGUGCGCGAGAAGCCCUACUUUUCCGUCAAUGAUCAGCAGGAAUUGCUCAUCAACGUCCCUGCGGUGAGGGAGAAGAGCACGGGCCCUAGCUGGAGUGCUGUUGCUACGCCAAGUGGGGGCAAGGCUGCGAGCGCCACUACGAAGCAGAUCCCUGUUGCUCAGUUCCACAUUGCGACCCCUACGGGCGAGACGAGUCGCACGCUCAAUGCCGUUCUAGCCAAGGGCCAGUCGAUCCUCUUCACACCGGGCAUCUAUCAAUUGGAUAGCGCACUCCAAGUCACGAAGCCGGACACGAUUCUCCUAGGCAUGGGCCUCGCCACGCUCAAGCCGAUGAACGGUACGCCGGCCAUCAACAUCUCGGACGUGGAUGGCGUCCACCUCGCUGGCUUGCUCCUCGACGCAGGCCCGCACAUGUCGUCGACCUUGUGCAAAGUGGGCGAUGCCAAGUCCCCAAAAGAUCACAUGGCAUCGCCUACCGUGCUGAGCGACGUCUUCUUCCGCGUGGGUGGGGCUGGGCUGGGCAGGACGGCGAGCAUGUUGCAGGUCAAUCUCAAGGAUACCAUCUUGGAUAACACGUGGCUCUGGAGGGCGGAUCACGGUAGUGGAGUGGGGUGGUACCUCAACCCGUGCAAAAACGGCAUAAUCGUCGACGCAGACGAUGUCAUCUGCUACGGCCUCUUUGCCGAGCAUUGCCAGGAGUAUCAAGCCCUCUGGAACGGAGAACGCGGUCAGGUCUUCUUCUACCAGAGCGAAUUCCCCUACGACGCUCCCAACAACGAAGUCUGGGGCCACGGCCGGAUCAAGGGCUACUCAAGCUACAAGAUCGCGCCGGCUGUCAAAUCGCACUAUGCCACUGGCUUAGGCAUCUAUUGCGUGUUCCUAGUAGACGACGUCGUAGCCACGACGGCUAUUAGCCAGCCCUUGUCGAGCGGGUGGCACGACGUGAAAGACUGCUUGGUGCGCCACGCCACUAUCGUGCGAUUUGGCGGCAACCCGGGAACCUCGAUUGAGAAUGUGAUCAACAACCUCGGUGGCGAAGCGUCGGAGCACCAAAAGAUGUCGAUGCUCGAGAGCGCGUAUUGAUACGACCGGGUCAAGUCUUCUCGCCCUCCUCACCGUCUGUUCGUGUAUUUCGCCUCCUCUCAUGUUUUGUCAACGAGCGGCAAUUGCUCCCCCAUUCUUGGGCCGUAUUGCUGCGAUCUGAGUGAGCAAAUGGAUUGUCCCGCCCUACCAUUACCUAUCAUGGCACGGCACUCGUCCGCAACUCGCGCGAAAGUCUUCCUCGGGUCGU